Messenger RNA from Schistosoma bovis, 3789 nucleotides. The record is from the annotation of a GenBank genome assembly. Lineage: Eukaryota; Metazoa; Platyhelminthes; Trematoda; Strigeidida; Schistosomatidae.
AUGUUCCAAGGUGUUGUUUCUAGUGCCAGGGCUAACGUAUAUGGAGAUCAAAAUGAGGCAGGACGCUUCGCCACAGCUGUUAUACGAGCGAAAAGGGCCUUCAGAAGUCGGAUUUCGGAACGACAAGGAACAAAAAAACACAACUUUAUACUUAGAUGCUUCACAUUUAAAGAGUGUGUAAAGUUUGUACCGGAUCCUACCAAACCUCCGCGUCCACAUGGGCACCUUCAAUGCUAUUGUGGAGAGCUGGACUACAAACAUUAUGACUAUGAGAACGUAAUCAAUAAGAAUGAUAAUACGUGGACAGAAUCGAAUGAUAUAAAAGUUAUUGGACCGACGAAUGCUUUUGGUCAAAUCGAAUUCUCUGAUUCGCCUAUUCAAAAACCCACAGAGUUUGUUCGAAUUUCGGAUGAAGAUAAACUUGAAGAUGUAAUGACACUAAUGAAAGAUUAUUGGAAAAUGAUGGAACCAGAAAAACCAAGUCUGUGUAUAUCCGUUAUUGGUGGUGCAAAGAGUUUUGUUCUUGAUGGACAUAAAAAAGAUGUUUUCUAUUCGGGUUUAGUUCAAGCUGCACUAAGUACCAAGGCAUGGAUUGUAACAUCUGGAUUAAAUUUGGGAAUUGUACGAAUGGUUGGCAAGGCAUUGCAAGAUCAAAAGUUUCAUUUUGAUGAAUGGAAACCAUCUGAAUCACUUAUUUGUCUUGGUAUUGCUCCUUGGGGUUAUGUGUUGAACCGACAAACACUUGUCGCUGAAAAUCAUAAUACACCUAUACGAUAUGAAAUUACAGAUUUUAUAACUCGUGAUUCUCCAGUUUCUUUAAAUCAAAAUCAUACACAUUAUAUAUUUGUUGAUGAAGGUAGACGUUUAAGAUAUGGUGGAAGUAAAUCAGCUGAAUUUCGAGCUAGACUAGAAAAGCAAAUUGCUCUCCCUGUUAAAAAGGGUGGUUUCGGUAUUCCUGUAGUGCUUGUAAUUGUUGAAGGUGGUCACGACGUUUUUAUUGAUGCUAAGAAUAGUCUUAAAGAACAUGUUCCCGUAGUGAUUUGUUCUGGUACUGGGCGAGCAGCUGACAUCCUAUCAUUAGCAUUCGAGUAUCGUUUAAGAAAUGAAACAUUCAAUGGAUUCUCAGAGAUGGAGUUGGCUGCAUUAAAAAAUAAACUACAAAAUAUUUCUGGUACUGCAUCGAAGGUUGAUUCUGCUAUAGAAAUGAUUGAAUUCAUUGUACAAAAUGAUAGACUAAUUACAACGUUUGAUAUGAAUCACUCCAAUGAUUUAGAUUUGGCUAUUCUAUACUCUCUAAUCAAAACAUCAUCUAAUAUAGACAAACAAUUAGAGUUAGCAUUCACCUGGAAACGUAGUGACAUUGCACGAGAUAUAAUAUUUCAACAAGGCAAUCAAUUUGAUCAAGUUACAUUGGAAUAUUUCAUGUUAGAAGCAUUAAAAAAGGAUGAACUUGAUUUUGUGAAAAUAUUUUUAUAUAAUGGUGUAUCAAUGAAUACAUUUCUUACUGUGGAUCGACUUAGUAUAUUAUAUAAUAAUUCAGUACAUCGUGAUGGAUUAAUCAAAUGUCUUCGCAAGCAUAAACUUCUUCAGUUGUCAACAAAUAUUAAUAAAAAUGAAAAUAGUUCUCCGAGUAUAGAUAAUUCAAACAAAAAAUUACGACUAGCUACUAUUAGUUUAUUGUUAGAUAAAAUGUUGGGAAGUUUUGACAAUUAUCUUUAUGAAACAGAUGCUGAUAGUCCAGACAAUCUGCCUAACGUAGUGAAUCGGUCAAGGUUUUCCUCGCCAUUUCAAGAAUUAUUUAUUUGGGCUGUGUUGCAUCAACGUCAAGAAAUGGCUUUAUACUUUUGGGAGCUUAGUGAAAAUGGUCUUAUUUUAGCAUUAAUAGGAUGUUGUCUUUAUUCGAAUAUGAUUAAAUCAUUGCCUUCAUAUGACACAGAAGCAAGAGCUUUAUAUGAAUCAUAUGUUAAAGAAUUUGAAGUGAUUGCAACUCGUUUACUAGAAAAAUGUUAUUCAACAAGUGAAGAGCUCACAUUAAAUCUAUUAGAUAGAGAAACAUAUAUAUGGGGUAGUUUCAAUUGUUUACGUUUAGCAGCUCAAUCAUUACGUCGAAAAUUUAUCAGUUCAACAGCAUGCCAAGAUUCAUUAUAUCGUGCAUGGCGUGGAGGAGUGCAUACCAAUGCAAUUGUAAUAUUAGCAACAUUAAUUUUUCCUUUCUUAUUAUUUUUCGAUUGCUUAUUUCGAUGGGAUAAUCGUCAUACAAUUACAAAGGAAUCACAAAACUUAGUCGAUUGCAAUAGUUCUUAUGAUCCUGAUAUUAAGAAUAAAAGGAACAAUUCUACUGAUUCAUGUUGUGGAUUAAUUUCUAAAUGCAAUACAAUAAAAUCAAGAAUUCAAAUAUUUUAUAAUGCUCCAAGAACCAAGUUCAUAUUUAAUGCACUUGUCUAUGUGAUAUUCCUGUUACACUUUUCAUACACUUUACUAUUUGAAACAAUACCAGAUAAAAUUUCAAUUCAUGAAUCUAUUGUUAUCGGGUAUUUUAUUGCGAAAUUGAUUGACAUGAUUCAACAGAUUUGUCAAUCUUGUGAUGGUAAAUUUGAACUAUUAUGCAAUCAGUGGUACGAUUUAUAUUGGAGUAAAUCUGAUGUAUGUUUAGUUUUUUUGGGUUUAUUUAGUGCGUCGUUACGCAUAGGCUUCAGUACGACAUUCAUCCUUGCUAAGUCAUUCUAUGUUAUAACAUUGGUUGGUUGUUAUUUAAAAGUCUACAGUCUCUAUUCACAUCAUCCACGUUUGGGUCCUAAAUUAGUUAUGGUUAGAAGUAUGCUAAUUGAAUUGCAAAUGUUUAUAUUCAUACUUGUCGUUGUGCUGGUUAGUUAUGGUGUAUCACAGCAAGUAUUACUUUAUCCCUAUCGUGCUAAUUUCUCAUGGAGAACCUUACGUGAUAUAUUUUAUUAUCCUUACUGGAAUUUAUAUGGUGAAAUUAUGUUAGAAUAUGCUUUUGCUGAAAAUGAAAGUUGUACAGCGACUGGUGUAUUGAAUUCGGAAUGUCCAAUGUCUAAUUAUUUAAGUCCAUUAUUUUUAGCUGUUUAUUUAAUGAUUGCUGGGAUUUUAUUAAUCAAUCUGUUAAUUGCAAUUUUCAGUAAUGUAUUUGAAAAAAUUGAAGAGAAUUCAAUUGAAUUAUGGAAAUUUAAUAUAUUUUCAAUAGUAUUGGAAUACAGUAAUAGACCAGUUCUACCGGUACCUUUUUCUAGUAUCACAGCUAUUAUCAAACUUAUAUUGUAUUGUUUACGUGUCAAAGUGAUUCAUUCAAAGAUUCGACAGUGUUGUAAAAAAACACCUUCAGCUGAUCAAGAUGAUGAAACAAGUUCAUUAACCAGUUCAAGUAAAGUUGUUAUCACCUACAAAGAAAACCUUAGAUUAAUUCCUGACUAUAUAACAAAUAGACCUAAGAAAAAUCUGAAUCAAUAUAAUAGUGUUGACAAUGAUGAAUGGCCUAAUCCUAGACAAUUAGAAAACUAUUGUAAGGGUGUGCUUAUCAGAAGGAAUCUAUUAAAACAAAGUGAAUAAUUUAUAUUUUCAAGAUAUAAUAAUAAUAAUAAUAAUACCAGAGAUUUAAAAGAAGGAGAGAAAUUAUACUAUCCUAUUCAAUUAUCACAAUCCAAAUAAUAACAAUAAUAAUAAUGACAGUAAUAAUGAGCAUUUCUUUCCUAAUUUGUUUGUAUAUGCAUUAAAAGUAACUGGAUUCUAAUGUAUUUUGCUUGUUUGUUUUUUCCAGAUAAUAAUCGUUCAGCA